AAAGUGUAACUGCGUCAAACCCAAUUCCCCGCCCGGACCCCGCGGGCUCUGCUCUUUCCUGACGUGGCGAGCCGCUAAAGGUCCGCCGGUUAUCCGUGGGCUACGGCGAUUGGGCAGACUACAACUUUGGCAAUUUUGUCAAAAAUGUAAAUACACAGGUGGCAGCGGCAUGGGCGAGCGUUUGGUUUAUGUAAAUACAGCAGAAGUGAAACCGUGUCACUCUGUUCUGGUUUCCAGACGCAGACAGACUCGCUCAGGCGCAAUGCUUGGUAGAUAGUUGGAGAAAAGACUUUGGAUUUUAAUACGAGUUUCUGCAGCUGCAUAUGUCGUUUAUCGAGGUUUAACUUGAAGACGACGCGCAAGUGUCAGUUCACACUGGAAGGAGCUCUGCACCUAAACUAAAAGGCUCACUGGUGACAGCUGCGCAGUCAUGCCUCAGCUCACGGCCGCCGCGGUGCUGCAGCUCGUGCUGCUGCUCUCUGCUGUGCCCGCGCAGUACUUCAUCUCCCGGUGGAGCGGCUCCAGCGCGGUGCAGCGCUACCACGCAACUACACGGUUGCUUAGAAUUUGGAAAGAUUGGAGAGCAUCAUACCUCAAUGGCACUGCAUGGAUGGACUGGGCAAACCAGCAGAUGUCCCAUGUCAUGUCUCUGGUUGGCUUGGGACAAGGAGACCAAGUGGCACACACGUCACCUCCCGUAGAGAUCCUGCUUUAUGACAACGAGCAAGGCUUCUUUGGAGCAUCCAAAACAGUGCGCAGCCCUCGUCCUCCGUAUGUGUUUCUACGAGUUGGAGAGGUGGUGAUGGAGAGGAAGGACCAUAUGGUUGGGGUGGUGGUGAGUUGGGACUCUGAACUACGAGCUCCUCCAGAGUGGGUUGAAAGGAUGUCUACCAGCCCUGAGGGCAUCACAGCAGAGAAGACGCCUCACUACAAGGUACUGUUCAGCGGGCCUGGACCCUCCUCUCUGUUAGUUGCAUAUUUGCCUCAGACACAACUGGAGCGCAUCACUGGCAUAAGGGUAAAUACUGGAAAAUCACAGCACACACACGCAAUCCAACACACUCUGUAUGUUUUGGACUCACUGUUGGAUGUUUCUAGCCGGACAUUCCCACCUUGGAGAAUUACUUCACACAUUUUGACGGGCAGCGGUUUGUCAUGCAGCCCUGGCUCCGAGAGCUCUUCCCUGAAGAUGAGAUUGAGGACGCCUGAGUGCUCGGUAUGAAAGAUCCAUCCAAGUGACGAUUUCAUUUUCUUCCUUCUGUCAUUGAUUACCGGCCUGGUAGUCCUAAGCGCCAAGCUUUGUGCAGAUCAAGAAUAAUCACCAUUUCCC
This is a messenger RNA of Xiphias gladius (swordfish), 1330 nucleotides long. RefSeq lists its product as uncharacterized. Gene Ontology annotation, molecular function: DNA binding. The record is from RefSeq and is a predicted model, not a curated record. The transcript has 7 exons. NCBI's taxonomy places the organism in Eukaryota, Metazoa, Chordata, Actinopteri, Istiophoriformes, Xiphiidae. Bases 431 to 1222 code for a protein of 263 amino acids.